GCGAUUAUCACGUACCCACAACACACCAACAAACAAAGAUGGCGGAUCCCGAACCCGACGACCUCCCUUCAAAACGCCUCUGCCUUUCUCCUUCAGUUGAAAGCAGCAAUCAAAACUACAUAUUUAGCACAUCAGAUAGUAAACUACCUUCUGGAAUCGACCGAGAUGAGAAUUUAGAUAGUUAUAUUGCUUUUUCGGGCACUUUUUCUGGCGAAUUUGACAAGUCACGUGACCAAAAUGGCGUCUCAAGCAUCUUUCAAACUUCGUCGGAUCUAAGCGAACACGGUUGCGAAGACUUCCCUAGUUGCUUCAGCGUCGAAGAUGACCUCGACGAUAUCGAUGAACACCAUUUCCAGCCAAUUGCAGGUCCAAUGGGCUGGGUCCAGCGGCAAAUCGAUCUUGGCAUUAGUCCAAGGGAUAUUCUCUCAUACAUGGUCCCCCACGCACGUGUGCCACCAAAUGUUUCCAAUUCAACUCUGUGGAAAAUUGUAAUCGAUAUUUUGACUGAGCCGACAAAGCGACAAAAGUUGCCCAACGUCAACACUCUGGAUGAUGUUGUUCGGUUGAUCAAGAAAUGCAAAAAUAUUAUUGUCUUAACUGGAGCAGGGGUGUCUGUAUCAUGUGGCAUCCCUGACUUCCGCUCUCGGGAUGGUAUAUAUGCCAAGCUUAGUGUAGAGUACCCAGAUCUCCCUGAUCCUCAAGCCAUGUUCGACAUCACAUACUUCAACCAAAACCCCAAGCCCUUCUUUAAAUUUGCUAAGGAAAUCUACCCUGGCCAGUUCAAGCCAUCCCUGUGCCAUCGAUUCAUUCAUCAGUUAGAGGAACAUGGUCACCUACUACGGAAUUAUUCACAGAAUAUUGACACUCUAGAACAAGUAGCUGGCAUCACACGUGUUAUACAGUGCCAUGGAUCCUUCAGUACAGCAUCAUGCAUGCGCUGUAAGCACAAGGUGCCAUGUGAAGCCAUUAAAGAAGACAUUUUUAGAAAGAAUAUUCCAGUGUGCAGUACAUGUAGUCCUGACGAGGAGUUUCCCUCAAUCAUGAAACCAGACAUAGUGUUCUUUGGUGAAAGCCUACCUUCCAACUUUUAUACCCACCUUGGAGACGACUCCAAUAAGGCAGAUCUACUCAUUGUCAUCGGCUCAUCUCUCAAAGUCAGACCUGUGGCUCUUAUUCCUAGUCAUAUAUCCCCAGAAGUACCCCAGAUUCUGAUCAACCGCGAGCCCUUGCGUCACAUGACGUUUGAUGUGGAGUUGCUAGGAGACUGUGACGCUAUUGUAUCUGAGCUGUGUCAGAGACUGGGCGCAUCCUGGACCCAUAUACUAGAUGGCUACACCGCACCACCUCUUAGGAUCCCUCCCUUCAUGGACAUGCCGCCUGAUCUUGUGUCAUGUAACCCAAGCAUCGCCAAGGAACAUGAUAAGAGUAUGCCGCUUGAGAAACCUCAGCAAACGACACAAGACGCAGCUAGUAGAACAAAACUAGCGGCGCGCGAGGGUGACAAAGAAAGGAACUCUCCCUCCAGUGUGCCUGACACACCCAGUGAUGGAGGCAAAGAGAUGGAAGACUUCUCGACAAAGAAGAAGAUGGAAUGCGUAGAAGGAGAGACUGUAGAUGACAACCUGACCAAUCUGUUAAUCUCUGAUUUAAUCUCCACGCAAUCGACCCCAGAACGCCUCAGCAAUCAAGAUGCAACACCCUUCAUAUUUCUGCCUCCAAGUCGUUAUGUCUUCUACGGUGCAGAGCUCUGCAACUCCCCCCUCUCCUCCCCCCGUGAGGACGUCAGCCACCUCCUCCCGAGUGAUGAUGACCUCGACAGUGAGAGUGACAGCGAAGGCUCGAACGUUGGCAGCGGUGUCUCAUACGCUAGUGCCAACUCCAAUGUCGGCAGCGGUAUGUCCUACUGUAGUGCAAACUCCAACAUGGGCAGCGGCAUCUUGGCGGUGCAGCCUCAAGGCACGCCCGACCAGGCUGGGACAGGGUACAGUAGUGGGGACGGAAGCGAAGGCUAUGGGUCCGGGGUCACUUCUGGAGUCGAUCUGCCCUUUACUGAUAUCAAAGGAGGUCAAGGGAGAUUUGAUUGUCCAAGUGAGGAAAACACCGCCAUGUCGACAGCAGAUGUUUUAGCACCCGAAACCACACCCUUUUCUAUAACCGACACAGGAUGCCCGUCAGCAGAACUUGACUCUGAGCUAGGGCUUGACUCGGCGGAUCCUUUCAGCUCUGUGCAGCUAUUCCCAAAUACUACAGAGACUGAUAAUUUUGAGGAUAACACAGCAAAACAAGACUUCUUUCACGAGGUUUCUGACAACGUUAUUGAUACCCGGGAACAGCCGUCGACAAUAGAGAGUGUCGAGGAGUUAAGUCAGUAAGGUGGAAAAGCGGUAGCCAGCGCAACGACGGCUUCCAGAGCCGGGUUCCUAGAAAACUAGUUAACCCUAACACAGAAAUGAAUGGCCCAUUUAUCCAAUCGAAUGUCGAGAAAGCCGUAUUUACUCCUUGGUUAGUGAUAACCUGCUUUCUAGGAACCGGUCCCAGAAUGUUUAUGCAGAAGGAAAAGCGUAUGUUUAUUUUGCCGCAAUUCAAACUCGAAUUUCGCACCAGAACGUAUUUACGUACGUACUUAUUCUUCGAAAUACCCUAUUUAACAUCGCUAGAAUAGAAGGAUAGUAGUCAAUUUUCAAAUACUAGCGGAAAUCUUCUCCGACGGAGAAAAGACAUUUGAAUCACAGCCCUUUUAUCGCUGGCAUUGUAUAGCUAGUGAAUAAGCUGAUUAACACUUCGUGGUCAGUCAGCGCCAUUAUAGGCUGGCACGAGAAUAGAAAUAAAAAGGCGGUCAAUGAAAGAGCUGCAACUGGACAAAUCAUAUACGGUACUGGUUAAAUGCCUUGCACUUUAUCUUGCUCAGGACUGCUUUCCUAUAAACUCAUCUCACCCAUGAUGCGUUUCAAAUAUUUUGUUUCGCCACAGAAAAAGCCAAAAUAACGGGCGUUUAAAGAAAAUGUAUUUAAUGUUCUUUCUCAAAGGAGUAGAGCCAAGAUAUUGGUGAUUGAGAUAUUGAUGAAUCGUCUUCAAAGCACUACGUCCAUCUAGGGACGGCUGGGUCAGUGCCCCCCAAAAAGAAGCCUAGAAGAUAAAGCGGUUUAAAACAUUUAUUACAAUGCAGUGUUGAGUCAAUCAAUAUCGUCAUGUGUCAUGAACAUAGCGUAUAUAGAUGGCAACACUUUACUUACAUGGUAUAUUAAUUCUCUAUUACAAGGCUCAAUGUGUCCACUGUAUAUAGCAAAUCUGUAGCUCCAUUCUUAUGACGUUGUUGUUAAUUAUGACGUCAUUUGUAUCUAGAAUUAAACAUAUUUUAUAUAUGACUAUUGUACAUAAGACAAAAGCUGUCAUCUGCGCUUUACCUGCUAAAGUGACAAGAAGUAUUAGAAGUUUAUUGAAUACUGUUGUCCUGUUUUUAUCUGGAGCCCUGUUUUUUUAUUCGGAACAUAAAUGUGAGCUUCCUUGAGCAGUGAAUACUGUUGAGUAUUGUGUAUUGUACAUUAUGUUUAUUUAAUAAAGGGCUUUCAUAAGGCAUAAUCUAUAAAAUAAAGCAACGUCACAUAUAA
Messenger RNA from Nematostella vectensis (starlet sea anemone), 3608 nucleotides. RefSeq names its product NAD-dependent protein deacetylase sirtuin-1. NCBI's taxonomy places the organism in Eukaryota, Metazoa, Cnidaria, Anthozoa, Actiniaria, Edwardsiidae. The coding region runs from base 39 to 2372 and encodes 777 amino acids. Gene Ontology annotation, molecular function: NAD+ binding. The transcript is spliced from 11 exons. The record is from RefSeq and is a predicted model, not a curated record.